This is a messenger RNA of Rhizopus microsporus ATCC 52813, 3358 nucleotides long. RefSeq lists its product as uncharacterized. The transcript has 2 exons. The coding region runs from base 302 to 3241 and encodes 979 amino acids. NCBI's taxonomy places the organism in Eukaryota, Fungi, Mucoromycota, Mucoromycetes, Mucorales, Rhizopodaceae. The record is from RefSeq and is a predicted model, not a curated record.
GCGAAUGAAAAUGAUCGAUUGACAUCAUCAUCAACGCCUUUUACAUUCAAUAAUGUAAGUACAGGUGACAGCAGUUCACAUACAAAACCUUUUAGUGGAUUCCAGUUUGGUCAGCCAUCAGCGCCUGUCACGGCUGCUAAACCACCCAUCUUUGGCGGUUUUGGAACAUCCUCAGUAUCUACAAGCAGUAAGUUAAUUAUAUAUUAAAUAAGAGGAGAAUCAGUAGAUCAACUAUCUUAUAGAUACACCCGCGUUUUCUUUUGGUACAGCCAAUACAAGUGGAGCCAGUAACCAGGCAACGAUGAGCUCAACUGUUGAGCCAUCCAGCGAUGUCUUUGGAAAUAGAAAACGACGCUUUUCUGUCGAAAUGGAAGAGGUUACUCAGGAGGAACAGGAGGAAGAACAACCUGCACAGAAAAAAUCGUUUGUCUUUGGCAGCUCUUCUAGUACGGGCAGUAGCAGUAUUCCUUCUUUCUCAUUUGGAACAACAAAGGAAACAGAGAAGCAUGACGAAUCUACAUUCUCUAUACCCGAACCUCCUGCGCCUGCAUUCAAAUUUGCGCCUGAAACGAAGCAAUCGGAAACAUCUGGCUUUACCUUUGGCACAAAUAGCAAUGCCAAUCCUACAUUCAGCUUUGGUUCGUCCUCUACCAAUACUGCAUUAACAGUAGUAACCACAGCAACACCUACCUUUAGUUUUGGAAAUGCCGCGCAGACAACAGAGGAGAAAGACAAAAACGGACCCACUGAUAACACUAAUGAAAAUGAACCUGCUAAUGACACUAACAUGAAGAAGAUCAGUGAAAAUCAAGAAAAAGAGACAGAAACUAAACCAGAGGAUAAGCCAGUAGCCUCACUGCUUCCCGAUGCCGCAAGCAGCACAGAAGCGAAUGAGAAGACGCAGGAAAAAUCAGCUAGCGCUACUACUACAUCCGUUCCGGCUUUUAGCUUUGGAUCUUCUUCUACCAUUCCUGCAUCAACCAUAACAACUACGACAGCAACACCCGCCUUUUCUUUUGAAAGCGUGGCAAAGACAGCACCAUCAUCAACUGAGGCAGACAAAGACGAAGAACCUUCUAAUGACACCAAGGAGGAAAAGGGCAAUGAAGACCAAGAGGAUAAACCAUCAACUAACAAAGUGGCAUCUAAGUCUACUUUCAGCUUUGGAUCUGUCACUACUUCUGCUGCACCAACAACAACAGCACCCUCAUUUACGUUUGGAAGCACAACACAGAAAGUGACACCAUCGGCUGAAGUAGACAAAGAUAAUGAACCCUCUGAAGAUACUAACGCGAAAGAAGACGAUGGAAAACAAGAAAAUGAACCAUUGGCUGAGGAAGCAGAAUCCAAACCUGAAGAAAAUAAACCAGCGACCCCUGCCUUCACUUUUGGAAGUACUACUCCUUCUACUACGCCCAAGGCACCUUCAUUUACCUUUGCUAAUGUUUCUGCAGCCUCAUCUACUGGCACCAGUGCUCCCGAUACUACCACUACUACCACUAGCACCGUCGCUCCUGUUUUUAGCUUUGAUUCAUCAGCAAAGACUGCAUACAGUCCAAAGCUUUCCUUUGGUAAAGUAACAUCGACUCCAACAGCCGCAAGUGUUCCUACUACGACUGUUACAUCUAUUACCGCGAGUGUUCCUGCUACAAGUGCUCCUGCUCCCGUUCUUAGCUCUGGAGCAACAACAACAACUGCCUCGUCGACCGCUGAUACUACUACAAGUACACCCGCUUUCAGCUUUGGCACAUCUGUUCCUACAAGUGCUCCAACAGCCUCCGCACCCACUUUUAGUUUUGGUACACCUGCUGCAUCUACCACAAGCGCUUCUUCUAAAAGCACUCCCGCUUUUAGCUUUGGCAAGCCUGCUACAUCCACUACCGCUACUACUACAAGCACUCCCGCCUUCAGCUUUGGCACAUCUACAACUGCCCCCGUUACAGCUACCACAAGCGCUACUUCUAAAAGCGCCCCUGCUUUCAGCUUUGGUACACCCAUAACUGCUCCUGCUACAGAUACUACUGUUGCUGCUAUAAGCGCUCCCACUACAAGCACCGCUUCUGCCUUUAGCUUUGGAGCAACAAAAACUGCCUCGUCGACCACUAUCACUGUUACAAGUACUCCUGCUUUCAGCUUUGGCACACCCGCAACUGCUACAGCCACAAGCGCUCCUUCUAAAAGCACAUCAGCACCAUCUACCAGCAGUGCAGCACCCGUGUUUUCUUUUGGAACAGCUACACAAAAGGCAACUGAAUCCAGCGCGUCUGAUAAAGAUAAGCCUGUAGGACAAUUUUCUUUUGGUGCACCACCUACAAAUGAAUCAGCCACGACAGCUACCACCGCCACCACUGCUACUACUACCGCUGCUCCUGCCAUUACAGAGACUUCCAAGGAUACGAGUAAACCUGGGACACCUGCUUCUAUCAUGACAGCACCUGCUCUGCCUACUACAAGCGGUAGCACAGCGUUCAGUUCUUUUGAUAGCACAACUCCAAGCAAGGGUAAAGAGUCCGAAAAGCCAGGAUCUGUUGCGAUUGCGUUUAGUACGACGGACGGAAGCAGUAAAAAGAGCGAGCCUACGACACUAUCACUGCAGCCGAUUGCCAAGGAUACCUCUCGCGAUACAGCUUAUGUACCCACCACAUUAAAGUCUGAGAUAAACGAUCCUAGUCAAGUGACCUAUACGACUCGCUUUUGGGAGCUACCUGAUAAUGCAAGAAACGAGCUUGCUGAAUUACAGCAGUUUAUUAACGAGCAAGCCGAAAAGCGCGACAAAAUCCAAAGCGAGAUCAACUCAGGCUUUGCUUCCACCCUGAAGCAAGUACAAGAAAAGACUGAAGACCUGAACGUGGAUGCGGAUAUCUUAACGAAGCAGUUAGACAUACAGUCUGGUACGCUCUAUGACCUGAUUGACAAGAACGCCGAGCAACGAAGAAACGUGAUGGCAGCCGGCAGUGUGCUGAGACAAGAGAGUCGAAACUGGCGUACACUGGGUGCCUCCGAAAACUGGCACUUUUUCACUAGUACUGUAAAUAGUUUGGAAUCAAGAACACGAUACUAUGCUCAAGCCGUCCAGUCGAUUGAAGAAGCUGUGAGUUCAUUAGACAAGGAGACAAAGUUCUCGCCUGAACUCUUAGCAGACGUCAUGGCUGGACAGAAACGCAUGUAUUUAUCAUUAGCUGGGCGAGUUGCUGAGAUUCAUGAAGAGGUUGAACGUAUAGUCAAAAGACGCAAAUUGUAAAUUUUUUUGAUGUGUGUUUUGCAAAUCCAUUUUUUUUAUUAUAAUAAAGCAUGUUGUGAAAAAUAUGUGUGCGCUUUCGUAUGAUUCCGCAGUAUAAAAUUUUGCGCAGUGUAUGUU